AUGAGUGGCAAAUUCAACGGCACACAGGCUUUGAUUGCUAGUCAACAACCAUUGGCCAUUUAUGUGCAUUGUCUGAUGCACGCAGGGAACCUCGUAGCUCAAGAAGCGAUAGAAUCCUCUGGUGUUGUCCAAGAUGCGGCAUCAUUGACAAAUGAAGUUGCUGCUACCUGCAACCGAUCAACCAAAUUAACCGCCAUUCUCCGGGGCAUUCAGUCACAGAAGCACGACCGUGCCAGCCUGCGUCCACUGUGCCCAACAAGAGUUCUAGUUAGAGGAGCUGCUUUAAAGACCAUUCUGGAUCAGCAUGAAAGCUUAAGUGAUGCACUGUCCGAUUAUGCAGAUGCCAGCACAGGAGAGCCAGCAUCCAAAGCAAGAGGCCUUCAGAAGCAAAUAAAAGAAGCUGAGUUUGUGCUGGGUCUAAAGAUGGCUCUUCCAGCAAUUAAUUUGCUUGAAAGCUUGAACAGAGCUAUGCAGUCCCGAAGCUAUACAAUCUCCAAUGCUGUGGCAGCUAUGAAGAUUACGUAUGAAGGCUUGUCAGGCAUGAGAAGCGAGGAAACGUUUCACGACCUCUUCAAUGCAUGCAUUGAACGCUGUGAAGAACUAGAUUUGGAGGCACCCAAAUUACCUCGGGUACACAGACGCCCACGAAGAUUUGAAACUGGGGAUGCGCCAGAUCAUGUUUUCGAAACAGCAGAAGAGCACUACCGAGUUCAGUAUAUGAAAUUCAUAGACACUGCCAUGGCUGCCUUGAAAAGAAGAUAUGACCAGCCAGGAAUUCAAAUGUACCUCAAACUGGAAGAUGUUAUAUUGAGAUCCUGUAACCCAUCACAGCCUGCCAUCAGUGUCUCCUGUGUUGUGGAUGUUGUAAAGCAGUAUCCAGAGCUUGAUGGGAGUAUGUUACAUACCCAACUUGCUAUGGUCAGGCAGCUGAUGAUGUCGGAUACAGAGGCCAAUCCAUUCACACUGGAUACCAUUAUUUCAGAGAUUGUAAGCAUGGAGCCAGUAGUGCGCCAGCUGUUUAAUCAAGUGGACACAUUCCUGCGACUUCUGCUUACUAUUCCCUGUAGCAGUGCAGAAGCAGAGAGCAGCUUUUCUGGUCUGCGUCGGCUGAAGACUUAUCUUCGAAACUCAAUGGCCCAGGCAAGACUCAACCACCUUGCUGUUUUGCACGUUCAUCAAGACAUGACAGAUGGAAUCGAUAUCGAAGCAAUUGCGAAGGAUUUUGUUCUAAAGUGUGACUCAAGGAAGGUCACAUUUGGUUUCUAA
Messenger RNA from Priapulus caudatus, 1266 nucleotides. Its product is annotated as zinc finger MYM-type protein 1-like. The record is from RefSeq and is a predicted model, not a curated record. The transcript has a single exon. NCBI's taxonomy places the organism in Eukaryota, Metazoa, Priapulida, Priapulimorpha, Priapulimorphida, Priapulidae. Gene Ontology annotation, molecular function: protein dimerization activity. Bases 1 to 1266 code for a protein of 421 amino acids.